AUGCCAAACAUCUGUAUUUAUGAUUUUGCCAGAGGACUGGCCACCCAUGCCAAUGUACGGAGACCAGAAGCAAUGCCAUUUGCACUGUAUCCUCUGCGACUUGCAGAGGAUACAGAAGACAAUCUGAGGGCUGCACUGAGUGGAACCCUUACUGUUAUUCUACCUUGGCUGAAUGAAAAGAAGUUGGAUGAAGAUGUCAGUUGCCAUCCAGUGACUGGUUCCUCAGAUCACUAUGCACUAUAUGACAAAUUCCACGAGUCUAAUUCUAAGGAUGUGCGAGACUCAACCAGAAAGAUCCAGCUUGUUCCAGAGUUGGCUGGAAGUGUUAACACACAAGCCGCAGAACAGCUUUUUUCAGGAAUGAGGAAGAACAACUAUUUCCUAAAUAUGAUGUCACCUACCACUCACAUGUUUUUUGUCAGAAAUAUUUUGCAUAGUCAAAAUGAAGAGAAAAACAAAUCAAUGCUGACAAAAAUCCAAAAGGGCUACUCAAAAGCUAAUGUGAACCUCCAAAAAGAUUCGCUUGGACGUUUGGUUGAAGAUAAAGAGAACGGGGGUCCUCAAAGGACCAGCCUACACAUGAUAAGACCUACUAAAGCUUGCUGGAGCAAGCCACUGACUCAAUCACAGCGUAAACUGGUAAUGUAACUGCAGUCCUCCAUUAUGAUUAAAGGGAUAGUUCACCCAAAAAUGAUAAU
Messenger RNA from Misgurnus anguillicaudatus (oriental weatherfish), 698 nucleotides. The record is from RefSeq and is a predicted model, not a curated record. NCBI's taxonomy places the organism in Eukaryota, Metazoa, Chordata, Actinopteri, Cypriniformes, Cobitidae.